This is a messenger RNA of Triticum aestivum (bread wheat), 442 nucleotides long. RefSeq names its product eukaryotic translation initiation factor 4B3. The record is from RefSeq and is a predicted model, not a curated record. Lineage: Eukaryota; Viridiplantae; Streptophyta; Magnoliopsida; Poales; Poaceae. Gene Ontology annotation, molecular function: translation initiation factor activity; mRNA binding.
GUGAAGCACCACCUGAGGUUAGGUCCUCUGGGAGGAGGGUUUCCCCAGUCCAAGGCGAGGAGAACGAGAACGGCGAAGUGCUGGAGAGGAGUACUGACAGAGUGUGGAAGAAACCUACUGCAGUUGAGGCUGAAGUACUAUCUGAACAAGGAUCAGAGGUUACAGGAGCUGCACCUGCAAAUUAAUGUAUGGCCUCACAUGUUAUGAAGACGCUUCACAAUUCGAGUCUACUUAAUAUAUUCACUAGCCUUAUUAUUUUACACGCAAAAAAAAACUAGCCUUAUUAUUUUUGUUAGUCAUGUGCGGCAAGAGUUGUAACAAGAGUUAUCUGUUUAUUUUCUCAUCACUGUUUGGGCACAUGAUAAUCGUCACAUGGUGUAGAUUUUUGGUAUGGACAUUGUGUUUGUGGGACGUUGUUCAUGACAGCGCUUGAGGGGCCUCA